AUGAGACGUUCACUGGCUUUCUUGGCUCUCGUCGCCACAUCCUUCGCCGUCCCCCAAGCAGUCACAGAAGACAUCAGCCCCAAAGAUGGUCCCCCCAAAGGAUGCACAACAUCAUACGGUGGUCAAUUCGAAGUGACGAUCUUCAAGCCUAGCAACAUGAAACGCGAUCUUAGCGAGAAGCGUUCAUGCAACGGCGAGGGUGUUCUUGUCCUUAACCUCAAGGACGGAGUACUCAAAGAUGCUCAAGGUCGCACGGGUUACAUCUCCGACAGCUACCAAUUCCAAUUUGACAAGCCCGCUCAGUCUGGCGCAAUUUACACCUCUGGCUUUUCCGUCUGUUCCAACGGUACUCUCGCUCUUGGUCCUUCAGCUAUUUUCUGGCAGUGCAAGUCGGGCGAUUUCUACAACCUGUACGAUCGCGAUUGGGCAGAGCAAUGUGAGCCUGUCGAGUUUGGUGUCAUGCCCUGUGGUAAGGGAAGUUCUUCCAAGUCUGCGCCCAAGAAGAGGAUUGUCGGAAGCAGCGUCGUUGCAACAACUGUUGUGACUGUUGUGUCUGAUGGUACAACCAAGGAGGUUCCCACUACAAUUGCGGUGCCCAUGUGCCAAAUUGGUGAUGGACAAGUUCAAGUUCGCACGACGCCUUGUGAUGACAUGGAACUUCCUGUCAUCACUGCUCCUCCUGUUAGUCAGGUGUCGGAUGGCAAGCUUCAAGUUCCUACCACUGCACCUCCGGCACCUCCCGCUGUUCAGCCUCAAGACAACCCUGGCGAUGCUGGCAAGCCUGCAGGCGAUGCACCUGGCAGUGGUAACGGUUCUGAAGGCGGUGCGGGUAGUGAUGGAGGCAACUCUGGUGGCGAUAACGGUGGAAAUGGCAAUGGCGACGAAGGUGGUAGUGGCAGCGAUUCAGGCGAUAACUCUAAACCUGGUGCUUCACCUGCUGGCAACUCGGCACCAGAGAACACUGGCGCAGCUUCUCAGAACUGUGCCGACUCCGAUGAUGGAUCUUGCGCCCGGGGUCAAGGAAGCGCUGGUCGCUCUGGAAAGGCCAAGCCGACAGCAACUGACGACGAAGUGCUUGCCACUGACUCCGGUUCCCCUUCAGAGACCGACGAUACAGAGGAGACCGGCACUUCUCGUGGCGGUAGCACACGCGCUGUCAAGCCUUUCCGACCCCAGAGUACUGAUGGCGAUGAUGCGGAAGAGACAGACAGCGGCGCGGAUUCAAGCUCGGGUGACAACUCAUCUUCGGAUGCUGCUCAAUCUGAUGGGUUGAGGAUUGCUGCCAGUCUAGGCAUGGUGUUCGUCUCGGCUAUGCUGGGAAGCUUUUUAAUCUUGUGA
Fusarium pseudograminearum CS3096 is the source of this 1338-nucleotide messenger RNA. RefSeq lists its product as uncharacterized. Gene Ontology annotation, molecular function: structural constituent of cell wall. Gene Ontology annotation, biological process: fungal-type cell wall organization. Bases 1 to 1338 code for a protein of 445 amino acids. The transcript is spliced from 2 exons. Gene Ontology annotation, cellular component: fungal-type cell wall. The record is from RefSeq and is a predicted model, not a curated record. Lineage: Eukaryota; Fungi; Ascomycota; Sordariomycetes; Hypocreales; Nectriaceae.